CGUUGGCAAUAUUGCUCUGUAAUAUUAUCGAGAUCAUAACUAUUGCCUGCGGAGACUGAAUGUUACGGCGAACAUCAAAUGCCAUUUCUCAUGAACCGAUUCUCAUCGCUAAGUAAAUGUAAACAAAAUUUGUAAUUACUAACAGCUUUUAAGAAAUAUAAAACUAGAUGAGCGACCCAAAAUGAAACAAGAAAAUUGUGUUGAUAAGGAAACGAUCGAAUAUACUCACACCACGGUGCCCUCAUCAAUGAGAAGUCCUUAUUGGAAGUAUUUCGGAUUUCCUGCGGAUAGUACUAAUAAAAUAUUGACUCGCCAAAAAAUUAUAUGUACAAUAUGUGGUACUGCCAUUACAUACAACAAAAAUACGUCUAACCUUCGUACUCAUCUUAUAUCGCGGCACCCUGAGACACUGCAUCAAAUGCAUCAUCAUCAAAGACAGCGGAACCCAGAGUUCUCUGAUAGUUGUGACAUGACUGAUGGUGGUGAUUUUAAUGGUGCCGCUAUUUUGAGCGAAAUCGCAAAGGAUGAAUGUAACUCGGAUAAAUUAUAUUCACAAAGACAAAAUAAUAAGGCUGAUCCCAAUGUCAGCAGCCUAUUAAAAAUAAGACGACUUAAUACAGUUAGUCAGGACACCGAUCAAGCAUUAAUUAGUGCUCAAGAGCUUAACGUCGAACUAAUGUCUGCCAAUGUUGAACAUAGAGUAGAUUUCUCAACUGUUGAAAUUGAUUGUGAUUCUAAUUAUCACUCUGUAAAACACCAUAACAAGGAAAGUGACAAAGAUGUACAUGAAGCGAUUACAGAAAAUGAUACCAGUUAUGAAUUUUUAAAUUCGGAAGCAGAGAAUGAAUUGAAAAACGAUGAAAAUAUUGAAAUUAAUUGCCCAAAUGACUUUAAUGUUGGGGAUAUUAACCCCGACGAGGUUGCAUUAACAGAAAGUGAAGCAGUAUUAAUUGAUAAUGAGAUUUCGCCAAAACCGAUGUUUGUAUAUUGCAGUGACUCAUUGCCAUGCUCAAUUGACUUGACAAAAAAAUCAAAUGUAAUAAUACACAACGAACUCCUUGUAAAUAUGUUGGUCUCCGAUUUACUGCCGCUUAGCGUGCUUCAUGGUGUGGGCUUCAAACAACUACUCAAUACCGUUGGUUUUGUCAAUGUGGAUAAAGAGCGAGUUGAAAGUAAAAUAUUGGCUGAAUAUUCACAAAUGAGGUGUGCGCUUAAAAAAUACAUUGCUUUCAAUUUGUUGCAACAAGAUAAAUCCUAUUCAUUCAGUAUUGAGAAUUUUAAAAGUAAUGAGGAAACCGACAUAUUAAGUGUUUAUGUAAAUUUUCACAUAUUUGAUGUUGAAUAUAAAUUAGAGAGUAUUUUAUUAGAAGAAAUUGUUUGUAACAAAGAUACAGAGUUAACGCGGUUGCUACAAGACUUUGACCUUAGCCGUUGUGCAGCGAUUGUAACAACUAACACAAAUAACACAAUUGUUAAGGAUUUCGCUCUUGCAAAUGGUAUCGAAAUUGUACCAUGUGUAGGUACCAUGUUGACCCGGUGUCUUUCUUUGAUCUUCCAACAAGAAGUAGUAUCAGAAUUAUUUCAACAGAUUUUUGAAAUAAGUGAGAAGAAUUUAAACCUAUCAACUGUGAGAUUAUAUUGCCCGUGGUGGAAAUUAAAACUGCUUCAAGAUUUUUUCGAUAGUCCUUUAGCGGCAGAUGAAAAAUACAAAGAAAUGUCAACGGAACUGGGACCUUUCAUAACAUACAUUAAACCCUUAAAGAUUACGUUUGAUACAAUAAACUCGGAGCAAAUGCCGUUCUGUACACUUGUGCGUCCAUUGAUUAUGCAACUAUUCGAUGAGCAUUUUUUAAAAUUCAAUACGAAAGACAAUGCUUAUUUGCAAACGGCCCAAAAAAUUGUUAGUUCUGAGUUACGUAAUGGCAUUGCUGGUUGUUCGUUUUUUUCUGAAGCGGUGCUUUUUGAUCCGCGAUUUCAACAUGAUUUCAUUCAAUCCAGUCCACAGCCAACGCUACAGAAACAAAGCGACAGUUUUGGCAGUAUUCAUCGUUCAGAUUUAAUACUGUCUGUAUAUAAUCGAUAUCCACAUCUGCUUAAGGAGUUAAACUUAAAAGUAAAACUGGAACAAAAUCAGCUAUGUACUUCGCCACAAACAGUAUCUAAAUCAUGUUUGCGAUCGUUUUUCCAACGUAUUAGCAAUCCCGUGGGUGAAGUGAAUAUUCAAAACAUUAACAACACGCAUUCGAAGCAAUCUCAGCCGAAAUUCGCUAUCGAUUUGGAAUUUAAUCGAUACAAAUGUGAACAAACGUUAGAUUUAGAACUAUGCCCACUGAUUUGGUGGAAAUCACAUUCUGAACGCUACAAAUUGCUGCAUAAAAUCGCAAAUUAUUAUUUGAGUGUACCGUGUUUAACACCACGGUGGCUAACGAGCACUCACGAAGAGGUGGAAGUUGUUGAUAGCAGCAAGUGGUGGCAAAAAAGUAAGACUCUUCAGUAUCUUCACGCAGCAGAAAAGUGCAUAUGGUAUUUGCAUUACAAUCGUAGUAUAUAUAAUAAAAUUCUACCCAAAUCGUCCAAAGACCAGUCUGUGUGAAAAUGCUAUCAUCAUACUGAUGCAAUAUUUUGAAAACGAUGUAAGCAAUCCGAAUAAUAGCGAUAACGAUAAGAGCGCAUUAAAAUUAAUAUUCGAGAAAUUAUUGUUUGGCUAUUUACGUAAUUAUUUCUAGUAAAUAAAUAAAUUUAAAUACAUAUUAGAUGUAUGUAUAAGACAUGUAAAUGUGCUUUACUUUUGGCCAUUUUCAAAAGCAAGACAGCUUAAAAAAAUUGUUAUUUAUGUAUUUCCAAGUAACGGUGGUUUCAUUUAUUCAAACAAAUGAUUUAAAUAAUUCUGUAGUAUACAUAUAUAAAAUUGUUUAUUUGAUAUUUCUUUAAUUUUGAAAUUGUUAUAAGUAUAUUUUAAAUACUUUGUUCUGGUAUGUUUACAUAAAGGACUGAAAAUAAUUAAAGUUAGUAUUCUAUAUGUGAAAUUUGGCUUAAGUGGUGUUUUCAUCCUUAAAAAUUUUACGGCAGCAUCAUUCUUAAAAAUUCACACUAAAUGUGGUACAACUUCAGAAAAUGCAGGAUAGAAAUUAUAUUUCUAAUGGGUAUUCAAAUUCAUAGUUACAAGUAUCAUUUACAUUUUUUAUUUUUAUUAAACUAUUUUUACUUCUGUAUAGCCGUAAACAUAGUACGUUGUUUUUAUUCAGAUACUAUUUAAGUAUAUAUGUAUAUGCAUGCAUGAAACUCGGAACGAACUUGAUAGAAAAGUAAAAUAUAAUACUUUAUUUAUUAUUAUGUUUUUGUUUUUGUAAUUUCCCAUUUAUAUCUUGUUAUAUUCUGCAUAUUGUGCUCUAUGAAUUUUGUUUGCAUUUAUAAAACCGAUCAACUUUUCAUAUAUAUCUUUUAUAGCUAGUGGUGAGGAUGUGCUUUACGAUUUUAUAGUGACAUGAAGUUUUUGUUUACUGAUAAAUAAAAAUCUGUCCUAAUA
Messenger RNA from Bactrocera oleae (olive fruit fly), 3526 nucleotides. RefSeq lists its product as uncharacterized. The record is from RefSeq and is a predicted model, not a curated record. Gene Ontology annotation, molecular function: DNA binding; protein dimerization activity. Gene Ontology annotation, cellular component: nucleus. NCBI's taxonomy places the organism in Eukaryota, Metazoa, Arthropoda, Insecta, Diptera, Tephritidae. Gene Ontology annotation, biological process: regulation of transcription by RNA polymerase II.